UCGUAAACUGAAAUAAGGUCUAAAUGUGAUUAUCCCUGGCUUCCGGCGGAAGUCACAAGCCUUUCAAAGUCACGUGAGAAAAACGAGAUCUCGUCCUUGAUUCUCUGGCUUCCGAAGACGCAAGACGUGGAAUUUUGCGUGCUCGUCUUGUGUUUUUCAUCGUGAGCAAUCUUCGAUGGUGUUUCGUCAGUCUUGCUCUUUUUGUGACUUUUCUUCUUGGCUUAACUCUUUUCUUCGGUUUUUUAACCGUCAUGAGAUCGAAUCAUUCAUCGGCUUCGGAUGGCGAGGAUGGAAUUCCUGUUAGCCAAAAGCAUGGACGCCAUGUGCCUGUCAGCCAUGAGGCAACCACGGCCACUGGAACCAGCCAUGAGGCAAACAAUAACCAGAGCCAUGAGGCAGUUGGUGACAAUUGCAGACCUAAGGAUAUUGAUUUGGAGAAUCGAAGCAGGAAACGAAAUAGGAAGGACUGGAAAGGCUUCACAAUUCCAAAACGGGACCAAGCCAAAUCGCGCCAUCGUCAUCGCAAAAGAAGUGACAGUAGCACUAGUAGUUCUCAUUCCGAUAGCUCGUCAUCCAGCUCAAGUAGUGACACUAGUUCGUCAGAAUCGUCAGUUUCGGAAGAUUGUGUUUCCGACAAUCGUACUGUUAGUACUGACAAUCACCUGUAUAAGCGUUUUAAGCCCACAGAUGAUAGGGCUGAACAAGAACUGUCUAACGAACUGCUAGAUUAUGCACAUGAGCAUUUCAACCACUACAUUAAAGAUGAAGUUAUCACCAAGAACUUAUUAGAGGGCUGUCCGACCCCAAAAGGAUUUGUGCUACUAGAGCUUGAUGAAGAAUGGUCAGAUAUGUUGGAAGAAAAAAGAUUUACUGCGGCUAAAUCUGUUGAAGCAGGGUUGGGAAAAAUCCUAUCAAGACUACUCAAUGUGAUGGGACCACUCGGUCAAGUGUGGCAGACAGUGGAUAAAAUCAGAGAUAAAGGUGGUGAAGAGAUUGAUGUGAACGACUUUUUUAAUUUAGUUGAAAAGACUGUUUGUUUGUUGGGACAAGCUAACGUUGCCACUACUUUUUAUAGAAGACUGAACAUUCUAACAAAGCUGAUGAAAAGUCAGAAGAAAGCCCAGAAAUUUCUCUCAAAGAAUGAGAAAAAGUUCAGUGACAAGAAGGCCUUGUUUGGCAAAGGUUUUUACAAGAAAUUGUUAAAGCUGUCCAAGAACAGAAAGAAGAGAUUAGACACUGGGAGACAGUUUUCAGACUACAAAAACAAGAGCCACUAUGGCUUCAAGAGCUCUACUAGAGGGUUUAACAGAGGAAACAGCCGACCCUUUCACAGAGGGCCCUCAUCAAGUUACCAGGGUUACAGAGGUGGGGGCCGUUACAUUACCAACUCUUUCCAGAAGGUGCAAUUCACCAACUCGACUAGAAAGCGAGACGGUGGUGGCAGAGGCAGAGAGUUUUCCAGAGGAAGUUAGAAGAGUUUGCAGACUAUGGAGAAAGAAGGAUCCACUUCGUGUGUUUGUUGCGGUUCUAGUUGGUUUAUGUUCUAUGAAGUGGGAACAUGGUACCUGUGUGUUUGGGUGGAUUGGACCACGGACGUGUUCAAGACAUGGUUUACAAGUUGACUUUGUUGUCUUCGAACUCUGGUGCAGAAUCUGAUACUUGGGCCGAUGUCACAGACAUUCAAAGACGUUCGGUUUUGUUGACUCGGCAUGUACUGUACCAGUAUCUGUUUUCUGUUGAGUAAACUG
Haliotis rufescens (red abalone) is the source of this 1748-nucleotide messenger RNA. RefSeq lists its product as uncharacterized. The transcript is spliced from 2 exons. The coding region runs from base 252 to 1472 and encodes 406 amino acids. NCBI's taxonomy places the organism in Eukaryota, Metazoa, Mollusca, Gastropoda, Lepetellida, Haliotidae. The record is from RefSeq and is a predicted model, not a curated record.